UUUCUGAAGGACGCCACUGUGGAAUUCGGAGCGCUGCUGUCUUGUUUUGAUAAAUAUUUUCCUGGUUGCGGCUCCUGGAGUUCAGGCGAAUUUCCUCCGCAAUGGCUGGCGAUAAAUAUUCCAUCCUUCUGCCCACGUACAACGAAAAGGACAAUCUCCCCAUAAUCAUCUGGCUGAUUGUGAAACACAUGAACCUGAGUGGAUUCGAUUACGAGAUCAUUGUUAUUGACGAUGGGAGUCCAGACGGCACCCUCGACGUGGCCAAGGACUUGCAGAAGAUCUACGGCGAGAAGAAGAUCGUGCUGCGACCGCGAGAGAAGAAGCUGGGCUUGGGAACAGCGUAUAUUCAUGGUGUUAAAAAUGCCUCCGGGAACUUCAUUGUGAUCCUGGACGCUGAUCUGAGUCACCAUCCAAAGUACAUUCCACAAUUCAUCGAGCUGCAGAAGAAGGAGGACUUGGACAUUGUGUCUGGCACGAGAUAUCGUGGCGACGGAGGUGUUUAUGGCUGGGAUGUGAAGCGGAAGCUGAUAUCUCGCGGAGCCAACUAUCUCUCUCAGGUGCUCCUGCGUCCGGGCGCCUCGGAUCUCACGGGAUCAUUCAGGCUGUACAGGAAAGAUGUGCUCACGCGUCUCAUCUCGCAGUGUGUCUCCAAAGGCUACGUCUUCCAAAUGGAGAUGCUCGUGCGUGCACGCCAGAACCACUUCACCAUUGGCGAGGUGCCCAUCACAUUUGUGGACCGCCUCUACGGGCAGUCGAAGCUGGGGGGAACGGAGAUCUUCCAGUUUGCCAAGAAUCUUCUCUACCUGUUCGCCACAACGUGAGAACGGUGCCAAUAAAGACAGCAUUGGAUCUUCAAAAUAA
Molecule: messenger RNA, 861 nt
Organism: Phlebotomus argentipes
Lineage: Eukaryota; Metazoa; Arthropoda; Insecta; Diptera; Psychodidae
Gene: Dpm1
Product: dolichol-phosphate mannosyltransferase subunit 1
Exons: 2
Coding region: 102-821 (239 amino acids)
Biological process (GO): GPI anchor biosynthetic process; protein O-linked glycosylation via mannose
Cellular component (GO): endoplasmic reticulum membrane
Molecular function (GO): dolichyl-phosphate beta-D-mannosyltransferase activity
Source: RefSeq, a predicted model, not a curated record